UCGGCGGUGUAUUACCUCUGCCUGGCUUUUUCAGGUGGACUUUCUCAGCAGAUCUCAGUGCUUGGGGGCGAGGAAGGGGUAUUGGAGGCGGAGGAUGAAGAGCAGGAAGUCUUUGGAAAUAACUCUGCUGAAGCCUAUUUGAUUCAGACUGAGGUGAAGGUCAUUUUAAUUUUGGAGGAGAAUGGAGGCACAGAGUUUGAGGUAACUUUCUCGAGGUUAGCCAGGAAUCCAGUUCAGGCCCUGGGUACCAGAAACAAUAAUCUUAACCACUGUGCUGCCAUUAUAAUAAUGGUUACGCUUACACAGCACUUGCUGUAUGCCAAGCAUUGUUCUGAGUGGUUUAUGUAAACUAACUCAUUUGAGCCUCACAAUAAAACUAGGAGGUAGGUACUGUUGAUAUCCCCAUUUUAAAGAUAACACUGGAGCCCUGAGGGGUGUAAGUAACUUGCCUAAGACCACGUAUCUUGCGAGUGUAGGAAUGGGGAUUCACAGUCAGAGUCAGGCUCCGGAGUCCAGGCACUGCACCCCCGUCCAAGGCGGCCUCUGCAGCUGAAGCACCACCCCUCCCUUGUUGGUCCUUUUCACUCCCACAUCCACCCUUCCCUUUCCUGAGAAAUAACUUCUUCCCCCAACUUUCAGUCCCUGCACAAGAAACCUCAGGGCUAUCUAAAACUACCCCUCCUCUCUUCGGUUGGUGACCAAACCAGUUCCAAGAGCUUACUUAGCAUUCGUUCAGCUUUGGCUGCAUGUUAGGCCCAGUGCCAAGUGCUUCCAAUAGGAGUGAAGAAAAUAUUUGGAAGCUCUGUGAAUACAUCAAAAACCACGACCAAUAUCCUUUAGAAGAAUGUUAUGCUGUCUUCAUAUCUAAUGAGAGGAAGAUGAUACCUAUCUGGAAACAACAGACGAGACCUGGAAAUGGACCUGUGAUCUGGGAUUAUCAUGUUGUUUUGCUUCAUGUUUCAAGUGGAGGACAGAGCUUUAUUUAUGAUCUCGAUACUGUCCUGCCGUUUCCCUGUCCCUUUGACACUUAUGUAGAAGAUGCCUUUAAGUCUGAUGAUGACAUUCAUCCGCAGUUCAGGAGGAAAUUUAGAGUGAUCCGUGCAGAUUUAUAUUUGAAGAACUUUGCUUCUGACCGAUCUCACAUGAAAGACUCCAGUGGAAACUGGAAAGAGCCUCCUCCACCAUAUCCCUGCAUUGAAACCGGAGAUUGCAAAAUGAACUUGAAUGAUUUUAUCAGUAUGGAUCCUGAGGUAGGAUGGGGAGCUGUGUACACGCUGUCUGAAUUUGCACAUCGGUUUGGCAGUAAAAACUACUGAACUUGACAUCGGGAUGCGGAACUGUGGAGAAAUUCUAGGACAUGGACAAUCUAUCCCUUCAUUUAGGACAGCAAACGUGGUACACUUGGCUUAGAAUUAUGUUUUUCCCUUUUAACUCACUUGAGCAGAAACAUGAAUGAACACAAAUAUAAAGGAACUAAAUAAAAACUUUUUUUGAUACAUUAAGUUGAAACUUGAUAAAGUAUAUAAUUGCUGAGAUACUAUAAGCCAGCGAUUGCUCUUAUUAAGUUAGAGGCAGCUCCUCAUCUCUGUUUUGGAUGUCUCAUGUCUCUCCAGCCACACUGUAAGCUCCUUGAGGGCAGGGCUGUGGCUCAGUGCUCUGUGAAUCUCUAAUGCUCUUAAACGGGGCCCUUAAUGUUUUCUAGUGACUGUGCUACUGCUUGAAAAGGGGUAAUAUUGUGAGCUGAAUCAGCAAUAAGUAUUAGUCUUUUUGGAUUAUGAUGUUGUUAAAAAGAUUGCAGCCCUCUCAGGCUUGAGUGUUAUUUGGCCUGUUUAUAUAUGGUUUUAAAUAAAAUUGAUUUAAAAUUC
Galeopterus variegatus (Sunda flying lemur) is the source of this 1865-nucleotide messenger RNA. It is a transcript of the gene NTAQ1, whose product is annotated as WDYHV motif containing 1. The record is from RefSeq and is a predicted model, not a curated record. The transcript is spliced from 6 exons. Lineage: Eukaryota; Metazoa; Chordata; Mammalia; Dermoptera; Cynocephalidae. Gene Ontology annotation, molecular function: protein-N-terminal asparagine amidohydrolase activity; protein-N-terminal glutamine amidohydrolase activity. Gene Ontology annotation, cellular component: cytosol; nucleus. The coding region runs from base 747 to 1316 and encodes 189 amino acids.